Erigeron canadensis is the source of this 309-nucleotide messenger RNA. RefSeq lists its product as uncharacterized. NCBI's taxonomy places the organism in Eukaryota, Viridiplantae, Streptophyta, Magnoliopsida, Asterales, Asteraceae. The transcript has a single exon. The record is from RefSeq and is a predicted model, not a curated record. Bases 1 to 309 code for a protein of 102 amino acids.
AUGGAGAGUCAACAGCCAAAAAAUAAUGAACAGAAAUUAGAAGGUUUGCCAAUAAAAGAUAGUCCGUAUACGCAAUACAAAGAUUUAGAGGACUAUAAAGAGAAAGGUUACGGCACUCAUGGUCACCAAGAGGUGAAACCGGGCCGUGGGGCAAUGGCAUCUACUGAUGCCCCGACUUCUGGGGUAUCAGUAGAUGCCCCUACUUCUAAGACUGGUGGUGCAGUUGCGGUCGCAGCUGCAACACAGUCUGAAGAGGCUAGUGAUCCCGCAACCAUUACUGAUACUAUAAAUCAGCAUGGGGUUUGCUAA